AUCUGGUGGAGCUGAGCCUUAUACCCGACCCGAGAGUUGGAAACCGGAAUAUUACUGCGCAGACGACAGGAAAAUCAAAAAUCAAAACUGAACAUUUUGCAUUCACAAUGUCAAUACUACGAAAGGUUUUUUCCGACUUUCACGUAUCGAAUUUUUAUAGAAUCACGGGGUCUAAAUUAUUACCCGUAAGAGUAGGCUAUUCAACAACCUCCAGUACAAGUAGUCAGCCCAAAGACGAUCUACCAGCAGAAAACCUAACUAAUCCAUAUCAAAAAGAAAAACGCCGCUGUGUUUUGUGCAAGUAUAAUGUGAAAGUUGACUACAAAAAUGCACGCCUGCUAUCUCAGUUCCUGUCUCCCUUUACUGGCAAAGUUUAUGAAAGAAAUAUAACUGGACUGUGCAAAGCCAAACAGAGGUCUGUUGAAAGGGAAAUCAUCAAGUCACAAAAUGCAGGCUAUUUAGCUGUUAUGCUGAAAAAAGUAGAAUAUAUAAGAGAUCCAAAGUUGUGUGACCCAAAUAGACCAGUAAGACCUCAUCGCUAUUAAAUUGUGAUUUUGUAUUAGAAGAUUACCAAUACAACUUUAAAAUAUA
Molecule: messenger RNA, 591 nt
Organism: Daphnia carinata
Lineage: Eukaryota; Metazoa; Arthropoda; Branchiopoda; Diplostraca; Daphniidae
Gene: mRpS18C
Product: small ribosomal subunit protein bS18m-like
Exons: 4
Coding region: 108-545 (145 amino acids)
Biological process (GO): mitochondrial translation
Cellular component (GO): mitochondrial small ribosomal subunit; ribosome
Molecular function (GO): structural constituent of ribosome; small ribosomal subunit rRNA binding
Source: RefSeq, a predicted model, not a curated record